Cladophialophora bantiana CBS 173.52 is the source of this 1818-nucleotide messenger RNA. RefSeq lists its product as uncharacterized. NCBI's taxonomy places the organism in Eukaryota, Fungi, Ascomycota, Eurotiomycetes, Chaetothyriales, Herpotrichiellaceae. Gene Ontology annotation, molecular function: protein kinase activity; protein binding; ATP binding. Gene Ontology annotation, biological process: protein phosphorylation. The record is from RefSeq and is a predicted model, not a curated record. The transcript is spliced from 3 exons. Bases 1 to 1818 code for a protein of 605 amino acids.
AUGUCUUUCACGGCCCUUGUUCAAAAAAGGCUCCUACUUUCAGAUGAGGCCUCCACUUCCACUCCAGACCAUGUAGACGCAAGCCUCUUUGUCGACAACCAGGCCUCGCUAGUGGCACUUGCUACGCAACACGACCUCCGGCUCUUCAGUGGCGGCGUGGCUAGAAAUCCGUCAGGUUUGGUGGUCAGGGUUGCACGGGGAGCCACGAACGUGGUAAACGUUUCUCGGUUGGCUGUGCCGCUCGGAGAGGGUCCUGCUCAGGAUCCGGACGAUCCUUCGACUGCCGCAGGCUGGCUCCCUGGGCAAAAGGUUGCUGCAAAACAUUUGUUGCGGGGCAAUGGUGUAGAAUUUUCCAAGAAGUUGGGCUCAAUGGCAAAAGAGAUACGCAUCCUUGGACAAGAAAAGCUCCGUCGUCACGACAACCUUGUCAACUUGAUUGGCAUUGAUUGGGAAGGGACUCACACGGAUGAUCCCGAAAGCAAGACUCGAUGGCCUCUCUUAUUGAUGGAGUAUGCUGACUGUGGUUCGCUUACCGAUUUCUUUACCCUCGACAUCGAUCUCAACUGGAACACCAAGCGUGAUAUUGCAUAUGAUGUCGCAUCAGGCCUAGAGGCCUUGGAUGACGCUGGUGUGACACAUGGGGACCUUACCUUCUCCAAUGUUUUGAUAUUUCGAUUGGGGGAAAUCACCUUUCGAGCGAAAUUGUGCGACUUCGGCUUCGCAAUGAUUAACACGGACUAUGACGAUUACGCCGUCCGACAACCAGGAUUCACCCCUCCUUGGGACGCACCAGAAUCUUCUCAAAGCAUUGACCUAGACAACUUGUACAAGGUCGAUAUUUACGGCUACGGCCUCCUCGUCUCGCGAGUGUUCCUCCACGGCGGAGAUCCGUUUGAAUUCAGGUUUCAAUCUGACAGAGUUCGCGAGGCAAACUCCAAAGCUGCCUGCAUCAAAAUCUGGAAGACCACUGACAUUGUCGUCGACAUUGCGAAGGAUGCGGUCCGGCAUUAUCCAGGUCUCGAGUAUACUAAGAAUCAACUCAGGGUACUAGAUGACAUUUUUGACCUCACCCUCAGGACUCAUCCUGAACUCCGUGCUCGGGAAUAUGCAGAGAUCAAGAUAUUGCUGAAACCAGAGCUCGCAGAUGAAUACUCUCGCCAAAGAGAGCACUUCACUUGGGAGACGAUUUCUUCAGAGACUGUCGAGCCUUUAUUUUCAGGGCUUCCGAUCAAUAAAAUCCCGGAGAUUGAGAAAUGUUGGUCUCAGCUUCUACCGCGAAACAUCUCGUGCGAAAUGGUCAACGACUUACAUCGCAUGUCUUCUACUGGAAUGUCGAGGGCGACACCAGAUCCCGACAGUCAGGCUGCCGCCGCCGCCGCCGCAUAUCAAUUGGCACUCUGUUACAUUCAGGGUCUUGGUUGCGACACGUCUUAUUCCGAAGCGUUUAAGUGGCUCGACUUUAGUGCUCGCACCGGCGAUCCCAGGGCAAGACGAGAUUUAUAUCGCCUCUCUGCAGCAAUGUGUGUUCCGAUUCCUGCGGACUUAAUGGAAAUGGUGCGAGAAUGGACUUUGAGCAACGCGAUUCUAGGAAUAGAGCAAUCUUACGAAGACCUUCUGGUCCUGAACGCAGAAUUGGCUCCGUCAGUAGAUCAGCAAGCUCGAAAAAUCUAUGGAGGGCUAGGCAUUGACAUCUUUACACCGGAAAUCCGGGAGUCAUAUUGUCUAGACGAUCCAGAGACGUUCGUUUCUCUCAUCAACUCGGCGAAUGAGUUGAUUCCCUUCGAAGACAUCGUAUCAGGGACCUACGCAACGCAGUAG